Trichobilharzia szidati is the source of this 2378-nucleotide messenger RNA. The record is from the annotation of a GenBank genome assembly. Lineage: Eukaryota; Metazoa; Platyhelminthes; Trematoda; Strigeidida; Schistosomatidae.
AUUGAGUCACCGACAGUUUCUAAAAUUAAACACCUAAAAUUAUUAUUUUUUAAAUAAAAUUCAUAAUUAACCAUAACUCAUUUUUAUGUCAUGAAUUUGAACUAAUGGUGAGAAAAAAAACAAACAAACAGACUAACAGUGGUUUGUUUUUAAUAAUUUCUUUUUCAAGCAUGUAGUAAGUACUCUUUCGUUCUGAAUGCUUGUUUCCGAAUAAUGCCUCCAAUAGCUGGUAGAAGUGAUAACAAGACACAAUCAGCCAGUAAUUCAAGUAAAUCUAAAGUACAAAAGCCACCGGCACACGGCCUAAAAGUCAAUCGAAUGUUACUUCUAAUACUAUUCGUUCAUCUUAUCCAUCAAAAGGUAAUGAAACAGUAUUAACAUCGAAAUCCAAUGAUAUACUUGAUAAUAACAAAAACAAUAAUCGUCUUGCUCAGUUAAAUGAUUCUACAAAAGAAUUACUCUCAUAUUAUCGGCAUAAAGUUGAAAUGUUAACUGAGGAUCAUGAAACAUUUCAACGACGGUUAGAUAAAAUUCAUGAUGCUAUUGGUAAUCAAGAAACGCUUAGCUUAGAAUUAAAUCAACGUGAUGCAGAAAUUGCAGAACUUCAAAGAGCUUUAUCUGAUAUGCAGGUUUAUCUCUUUCAAGAACGUGAACAUGUUCUACGUUUAUAUGCAGAAAAUGAUCGUUUGAAAAUUCGUGAACUUGACGAUCGAAAGAAAAUCCAACAUUUACUACAGUUGUCUAAUUUAGGACCAAGUGAAGUAACUUACUUUUUAAAACAACCAAUUACAAAAUCACAAGAUGAACAACAGAAUACAUGUAAUAAUGUAGGCGAUGAAAAUACUAUCGACGGUGAAGAUAAUCAUCAGCAUAACAAAAAGUCAUCAUGGAUUUCAGCUGUUGCUGUUAAACCAAUCAUUCCAACAGCUCCAUCUCAUGGUGUUAUGGAGUUUACUGCAUCAGGAAAAACAGUUUUAAAACCAAGUACAAAUCAAACAAAAUCGAAUCAUGCAACUAGUACUGAACCAGCCCCAAUAUCUUCCAAGUCUGAUUCAGUAUCUCGUACAGAACAUGAAGCUGUAUUAAGAGAACUUGAAAUGUCAAAAUCUUCGCUAAGAGCAUUACAAACACAAUUGGAAGAACAAACACGCAAUGCACGUGAACAAAUUGAUUCACUCAUGGAAGAUCGUAAAGCUAUGCAAGAGGAAGCUGACAGUUUACGUAAACGUAAUGAAGAGAAGGCACGUGUAUCAUCAGAACAGCUUAAACGUUGUCAAGAAUUAUUAUAUGAUAGUACUAAAGAAUUCUUAGCACAAAGGAAUCAAUUUCGUCAAGCUGAAAAGGUGUGGAUUGCAGAGAAAGACAAAUUACUAAGUCAAAUAGGCACGAAAAAAUUUAAUUCUACCGGUGUUAGUGCAUCAACUCUCUCUGUUAUGAAAACUGAUGGACGUAAUCUCACUGAUCCACUGGCUGAUAGGAUAAAUCAUAAUCAUAAUAAUUAUACUAAUCCUAUGGAUUUAUUAAAUAACACCAAUAUACAAAGUUUAGAAUCUCGUGCAUGGGCUGAAGUGAAUCAACAAAAACAGAUACAAUUAGAGAAAACAAUUCAAAAUUUAGAAAAUCAAUUAGAUCAACAACAAAAACUGUCUGAUAUGUAUAGAGAUCAAGUUAUUCAAUUAGAAGAAGAGUUAGUUCGUGUACGUGAAGAAGGUGUUCUUUCAAAAGAUCUAUUCAAAGAUCAAGCUCAUAAACUUCAUGAACGUGUACAAGUUAUGUCACAACGUUAUCAAAAUUUAGAACGUAGACGUCAAUUAGAAAUGGAAGGUUAUCGUACUGAUAUUAGUACAUUACGUAAAAAAUUAAAAGAAGUUGAAAGACAAUUGUUAAAGUUAACUCUUGGUUUUACUGAUGGAAUCGAUCUACCAGAAUCAAUCAAUGGGAAUAACAACAAAGACAUUGAUAUAGCAUUGCUGAAACAAGUUAAAGCAUCUACAACUCGAUCUAAUCAAAUAAUGAAUGAAUUGAAAAAUCUUAAAUUGAAAAUGUAUUCACUUGAAGAUGAGCUACGUAAAAUUUAAUAUUUCUUUUCCCGGUUUUUUCCUAUUCUCCCUUCUUUUUCCUCUUGCUUCUUUGGAUUUCUAAUCUUGUAUAAGUUCCCUUUCAUUUGAUCUAUGCUGUGAUUUACUUUUGGCAAGUGUUGUUUUUCUCCUUACCCAGUGAACUUAUAUGAUUACUCUAUAUUUCCCUUCCAUUGUUGCUGUCAGUGAAAGCGUAUCAUCUAUCCUAUUGCUGUGAUUCUUCUUCUCGUUUUUGUUGUUGUUGUUGUUGUCAAUUUUUGUACAUUUUUUGAUUUGCUUUUCUAUUAAUCAUUGGAUACU